Pangasianodon hypophthalmus (striped catfish) is the source of this 10468-nucleotide messenger RNA. It is a transcript of the gene septin4b, whose product is annotated as septin 4b. The record is from RefSeq and is a predicted model, not a curated record. The transcript has 12 exons. Lineage: Eukaryota; Metazoa; Chordata; Actinopteri; Siluriformes; Pangasiidae. Gene Ontology annotation, cellular component: synaptic vesicle; microtubule cytoskeleton; cell division site. Gene Ontology annotation, molecular function: GTPase activity; molecular adaptor activity; GTP binding. The coding region runs from base 6079 to 7650 and encodes 523 amino acids. Gene Ontology annotation, biological process: cytoskeleton-dependent cytokinesis; regulation of exocytosis.
UCCUUCAGAUGUUGGAGAUAAUACUCAAGUGUUUUUUCUUGGCUGCUAAUAAUGAAGCUCUUUGUUGAAUGUAAUUUUGUAAUAAUUACUGUUUAGCUGAUCUGGUCGUUUGCUUGUCUAAAGCCACCUGCAGGACCUUUUAUGCUGAGGCCAGUUUUAAAAGGACAUCAUGAACCUGGUCUGGUUUAAUGUUUGCAUGAUUUCAUAUGUGCACAUAUAAGCAUACCAACAUACAUGAAUAUUUGUCAGAAAAAAAUCGCACCAGCGGAGUAUGGAGAGGCAGAGUAGAGUGUUGUGUGCACCUGAGUUGCUGUAUGAGAGGCUCCCUGUGUUCUUAACUCUCACACAAACACAUGCACCAGUGUGCCCUUUAUUGGUCUGACUCACAAAGAGCUCUGCUGUGCCGAUCCGAACAAGCACAUCAUUCACAGCUCCAAUUUACACGCACUGCUGGAAGUGAUGUAGCUUCUCGCAAGAUUCUGCCACAAUUAUCCGGUUACUUUGACCUGCUACUGCUAGACAUUUCAGAAUGACCUGGAUACCUGAAAAUGAUCACAACUCCAUUGGGAGCAGGUGUUUCAGCCUCAGAUUCUCUAGCCUCAGAUCCUUCACCCAUGGUUUAUGGAGCAUCAUUUCAGAGUUAAUGUUUGGGUUCACUUUUGUGUCUAGUUCCUCUUGAGGUUUCUUCCUCAUGUCACAUCAUGGAGUUUUUCCUUGACACUCUUUCCUGUGGCUUGAUCAUUAGGGAUCUACAUCUGGAUUUCUGUAAAUCUGUGCUAUAUAAGUGCUAUAUCAAUAAAAUUGAAUUGAAUUGAAUUGAAUCGUAUCUAUCAUAAACAUAGCUGGCAACAAUCUUCACGGUUACAGUCUCACCGGUUAUACACACCUCCAUGUAUACACACUUUUAUUUCACCCCAUUUUCUCCCAGUUUGGUCAUUUUGCCAGUUCUCACACACUGGCUAGCUUUGACACCACAGCUACCAAUCAGGGAAGGUGAGGAGAACAACAUGUUUUCUCUUAAACACGUGAAGUCAACCACUAGAUCUUUACAAAAUGCUGCUUAUGCUGCAUCACGUUUGGCGGAACUAGCUGCCGUCUUCUGCAUACGUGAGCUCACGGUUGUUUUGAGGAGAGACUAACACCGUCCUCUGACACAGAGAGUACUCUCUUGACAGAUUCAGAUUGACAAUCUCCCAAUGAUAAAAUGAACGCUUUCCUGUUGUGCCACUCAUGAGCCCCAAAAACUAAAUUUGAACACUGUGACACAGUGGUCUUUCAGCACCUGAUAUAGUCACUGGAUUAAAGAACUUCACAGCAUCCUGUCUUUUAAAGUCCAGACUUUUGUGUGGAGCACUCGGUGAGUAAACGAGACCCUUACCCUUGUGUGCAUAUUGGCAAGAAAACUUGUGGUUGGUUGUCUGGAGUGCCAGUUGGAUGGCCUUUUCUUGUGAAAGUAUGGAAAGUUCUUGGCCAUGUUUAGUGAUGCAAAUUACCAGACAUUCAAGUCACAGCUAAAAAAGUUUUUUUUAGAUGCUUCCCAUGGUAUGUAGGCACCUUUUUCAAUCAGUCAAACUUUUUUUUUUUUUGGCUGCUUGAUAUCCUCACUUUCUCUCCUAAGGCUCACCCAUGUUACACGGGCCCAUGAAGAUGAUAUUAUGAGCCACAUUUAGUACCAAAGCGCUAAAGUUUUACAGGCAGGGUGUAACUGUAAUCUAUAUCCAGUACAUUUCUUGAUAUUUCUGGCAGUUUUUUUCCUCUCUGCCCAGUAAACUAUAGAAAAUAAAAGGAGUUUAUAUGAUGCUUUAGGUGCUUAAUUGCUGCAUAAUCUAUUCUCCUAAACAAUUUACACAGCACUUGUGCAAAAGCUCUUUUUUUUUAUCAUGUUCCCUUGUAUUUUGGCUGAAGAUAGAUAAGUACCUCCUUGGAGCAUUCCCGAAUCAACCAUGCCAUCCAGGCUCGCCAAAGUGGAGGCAUUUGUUUUUAUACACUUGACUGUAUAUUUUGAACGUGUGUCGAGUUGUAUGUUAGUGUGGUGCUAGAAAAACCACAACUUUCACCUCAUCCAAGAUCCAAGAUUGCAGCAUGUCAGCCUCCCUCACUUUCCACAGUGCUUAUUUCAGCUACACAAUAGGGCCUUUGAGAAAGUUAAAUCACCCAGAAACAAAACUCAUCUGGGUGGAAUUUGUUAUCAUAGACAUAAAAGGAUGCUACAUGUAUGUGGUUGAUAAGUCGUUUUAAUGAUGCACUACAUUCUGAUAAUGUUUUGCGUGAGCUGCUGUAAUACUGGCUUGUAAAACAGAAGUUUAAAUACAUAUUACAUGAUGUUGGUUUAUUGCAGGUGUUCACAGAUUUGGGAAAACCCUUUGUUUUAAACAACUAUAAUGUAGCAGGAGUAGUUUCCCUUACAUUUACUAUGAGGUCUUGAGAAAAUUCCCACCUUUGAACAACUGUAAACAUUGAUAGUGUAUGGAAUUGAGGUGCUGUUUACAUACUAUAUAUGUCUGCAACACUUGUGUGGUAGUCUGGGAAAACCCAUCGGAUAUUGCUGUGGCUGAAUUCUGACAAACAGCCAAUUGGCCAGUGAUAUACAGUUGUAUGCAAAAGUUUGGGUACCCCUGGCUAAAUGACAUAUUUUCUUGAUUUUUGAAGUGAAAAGAAGUAAAAAUAUUCCUGCGUAGUUGCGUCAUAUUUGAUGAAAAAUAGGAAAAAAAGUAAUUGUGGCAUGUGCAAAAGCUUGGACAGUACUAAAUAACACCCCCUUUGGCAGAUAUCACAGCACUCUUCCUUGCAGAACGCUUCUAAUUCUGAAAUGUUCUUUGGCCAUUAAACUUGCACAGCACACUUAAGAUGUACCUACAUAUUUUCAAGUCAGGGGACUGUGAGGGCCAUUUCGAAAGCUUCAGUUUGCAUUUCUUAAAUAGUUCACGGUGGAUUUUGAGGUAUGUUUUAGAUCUCUUUUCAGCUUCUUGUUCUUGAUGGACUAUGUCACAUUUGCUGCCAGAAUUUGCUUAUAUUUUUACCUAGAAUCCAUUCUUCCAUCUACCUGUGCAAUGUUUCCUGUGCCACUGGCUGCCACACAGCCCUAAAGCAUAAUAGAUCCACGCCGUGCUGAGUAGUUGGAAUGUGUUCUUUUCAUCAAAUGCUGCUUCUUAUUUUUCUCCUAAAUAUACCUUUGGUGCCAAAGUGUUCCAUUUUUUGCUUCAUCAGUCCCCAGCAGUUUUUGCCCCUGGCUUAUCUAAAUAUUGUUUUGCAUACUAUAGAAUAUAGACUUUCCAUCUGAUGACUCUUCCAUGCAGAUCAUGUUUGUUCAAGCAGUGUUGCAGAGUAGAAUGGUAUACUACUACUCCUUUUGUCAACCUUCCUGCAGGUUUGUAAUAUCUGUAGUGUCUUUCUGGCCAGCAUACCUACAGUCCUAUCAGUCCUAUCUAAAAAUUUUUCUUGGCCUUCCAGAUCUUGCCUUAACUUCCACAGUUCUCCUUAGUUGCCAUUUUCUGAUGUCAUUUCAGAUAGUGAAAAUUGUGUGGUGAAAGUGCUUUGAUAUCAUUUUAUAGCCUUCCCCUGCAUUGUACGCAUCAAUUAGCUUCAUUUUCGGAUCCUCAGACAGCUGUUUAGAAGAGCCCACGGUUGUUAAAAGUUAGCAGGGUUUGGAGGUUUGAAGAGUCAGGGUAUUUGUUAUGCUUUGGAGUUGUUAUUCCUAAUGACAAUUCUUGACCGAGUUAAUAGGUCCUAAUGAAUUAAGGCCUAAUGACUUCAUUUAGUUCUGGGACCUUUCAACUGCAAGGGCAGCCAAACAUUUGCACAGACCACAAUAACAUUAUUUUUGUUGUAUUUUUUAUUUCAUCAAAUAUAAAGUAAUGUUAAAAUGUUUUUAAUAGUUUGCUGCAGAGAUUGUGUUUACUUCUUUUACUUAAAAUCAAGGGGUGUCCAAAUAUAGGGGUGUUUUAUCUACAACUGUAGUUUGACAUAAACUUUUUGAAACCACAGUGACAUAGAAAUGUUUUAACAAUGAUAACAAGGUGAUAUUUUCCUUAUUUUGGUGAUUUCCUUUUUAGGUUAGCUCUAUAUGGCUCAUGGAGACCUUCACCUGGUUUGGUUUUUAUACAGAGUUAUUCACCACUGUCAACAAUAUCUGGAUUUUACUUCAAUCUGCUUCUUUUAAGCUUGUAGUCAUUGAGGCUAACUGUAGGAAAGUAACAAUAGAUGGAGAGGAAAAUAACAUUAGUACAGGUCUUAAUGCUGCUGCUGUUGGUGUAUUUCUCUCUGAAACGUUCCACUUUCCUGUGGAGUUUUGAUGCAAAUGAUGCUCUUCAAAUGCUGCCUUCUCAGCUCAUAAAUUUUGGUGAGAUUUUCCACUACGUGGAAAGAAGCAGAAUUGCACAUAAAACUGGUUAAAGACUUAAUUACAGUAAGAGGUUGCUAGCUGAUGGGUCUGUCAGUUUCCUUACCUUCCAUCUGCAAUACUCAUUACUGGGGAUUUCUAGAGCAUGACCAGUGACUAGAAGCAUUAAAAUGCACAUAAACAAAAAUCCCAUCACAGAGAACUUUGGCUGGGUUGCAGUUAGUCACAUUAUGGCAUCAUUAUUUGACCGAAAACUCUGUGGCAUGUCACAUGCAUUAACUCAGUGUGGACUCAUCAUUGGUAGUUCAGAUUAGUGUUUUGUUGAUUGGACCCCUGGGGGCAGCUCGAUGAGGCUGAAGGACACCACGACCCAGAGCAUGUUGGUAUAAAAGGCCGACCAUUAGCUUGGUAUCUGGGUUUGAGCAAGGUAUGUGGAGCUGGAUCUGUAGAGCCAAGAAAUUUCAUUUGGUUAAUCCUGUUCCACAGAGAUUCCAUAGGUGAGCAUAGGUUAAAGAGGUCUAUAGGUAAGCCUUUUGAGCAAGGUAAGCUCCUCUUACAAGUGGAUAAUCUGUCUGUAUGUCUCUUUAUUUGUCACUUUAUUUGCUUCCUGAGAUUAACUCUUUUUGAUUUGCUUGUGCAUAGACAUCAAAGCUAUUUUCCGAAAGGAGGACAUUGCAGUCUUGACCUACUCUGAGACUUUAUCAUGGAUUAUAAGGAGUGGUUUCUAUUUCUAGUCAACUGAAAAGUAGGCUGAGCAAUAUUUAAAGACGCUAUACUUCAGACACUGCGAAAUUGUUCACAGCUUACAGAAAAGGCCCAUAUUAAUUGCUGGGACUAGAAAAAAAACAUUUAUGUAUGGUUUGUUGUUUCUACCUCACUAUUUUUUUUUUCAAGGAAGCCUGUGGUUAGACUAUUGACCACUGUCUUGAAAUUAGGUCGGUAUAGCCUGGUGUUGGUAAGCUGAUUCGAACAUUGAUCUUGCAGCACACAUGGAUGAAACUUGUCAGCAACCACUAAUGAAAUCAAAAUUGAAUUUGUUAAAAUGACAAGUGCUUUGUUUAAGUUUCAAGUUUCUGUACCUCAGAAAGUUUUGAUAUAUCCUCUAAUUUUUGUUAAUGCUCCAAAAUCAAAAACAUGCAAGACUGUCUGGCAUGAAAUUCCUAGCUGUCCUCAGUGAUGAAUACUUUUGCCUUUAGGGUUUAGUCUGACUUUUCUCCCUCUAUAGCAAAUAGUUUGUGAGAUGUUUAUGGGUGAAAGGAAAACAUACUCUAUUUGGUAGUGCUGCCUUUUUCUGGUAUUAUGGAACUAUAUUUGUUUCAGUAAAUUUCAGCUCUUGGGUUCUACUUUGGUCACCAUGGUACAUUUUAGGAACUUACUCAGACUAUAAGCUCUUCAAAAAUAAAUAGUUUAAUGAAUACUGACAGGCCUAGACUAACAGACUCUUGCUGGUAUAUAUCAUCUUUUUAGAUAUUGUAGAAAUGCCUGCUAUAUGCAAACCACUUUGAAUGUUGUACAUUCCCAGGCAUAACUCAUGUAGACAGCUUGAUUUGCUUUUUCUGGCAUCCUUCACCAUAUUUAGCAUCCAGUUGUGGGGUUCAGACUUUGUAUGUUUCACCAGUUCAAUUUUUUUUUCUCUUCUUUCCCUGUCUGUUCAAUCUUCCAAAAUUGGACUCUUGUCACUUGCCAUUCUUACACAUUUACCUUGACUUCACCUUUGCCCCAUUUUCAUCUUACUCUAAAUGCAUGCCCCUUCCUGUUUGGAGAUGGCAGACUGCACAGUAGCCCCUGUAGCAAUGGAGGACAGUGAGCAAUGGAAACCAAUCGAGGACUGUCACAGUGGUGUGCAGUCUGAUGACCAGGACUUCAUUCCAGCAUCUCCUAAAUCAAAGAAGCUUGAGGAAGAGCAGAACUCAAGCCACACCAUGGAAGAUUCAGAGGACUCUGAGCUGGAGAAUAUCAUGGGACAUCACUCUGUGAGAGGGGGCCACCUAUUUGCCCCUUGUGAGGCUGAAGGUCAUGAGAGUCCCCAAGCAGAGGGAACACCCACAUUUUUGAGGCUUCCUGCAUUAUGCAGAGCCCUGGGGGAAGUUGAGCCUGACCCCAAGUACAACAUUCAGGCUGGAUAUAUGGAUCUGCCACCUCCCUUCAACCCAUCACCCAUCAGCCCUUCCAGGCCCAAGAGUCCUUGGGGUCGUUUUGACCCUUAUGACUCCACUGAGGACCAGGAUAAAGAGUAUGUGGGCUUUGCCACCUUGCCAAAUCAAGUACACCGCAAAUCUGUGAAAAAGGGCUUCGACUUCACUCUAAUGGUAGCAGGGGAGUCUGGAUUGGGCAAGUCCACCCUGGUCAACAGCCUCUUCCUGACAGAUCUCUACAAAGACAGAAAACUUCUCAAUGCUGAAGAGCGGAUCACCCAGACAGUGGAAAUCACGAAGCACACAGUGGACAUUGAGGAGAAGGGCGUCAAACUCAAGCUCACCAUCGUGGACACACCAGGCUUUGGGGAUGCAGUUAACAACACUGAGUGCUGGAAGUCAGUAGCUGACUACAUUGACCAGCAGUUUGAGCAGUACUUCAGAGACGAGAGUGGCCUGAACCGCAAAAACAUUCAGGACAACCGCGUUCACUGCUGUCUUUACUUCAUUUCACCCUUUGGUCAUGGUCUCAGGCCUUUGGAUGUGGAGUUUAUGAAAGCCCUACAUGAAAAGGUCAACAUUGUGCCAGUCUUGGCCAAGGCAGACACUCUCACCCCCAGUGAGGUCAAGAAAAAGAAAAUUAAGAUUCGAGAGGAGAUCGAGCAAUACGGGAUCAAAAUCUACCAGUUUCCUGAUUGUGAUUCAGACGAGGAUGAGGAGUUCAAACAGCAAGACCAAGAACUGAAGGAGAGCAUCCCGUUUGCAGUGAUCGGCAGUAACACAGUCGUUGAGGCAAAAGGAAAGAGAGUGCGGGGUCGACUUUACCCCUGGGGCAUUGUAGAGGUGGAGAACUCUGCACACUGUGAUUUCAUAAAGCUGAGGAACAUGCUGGUGCGCACACACAUGCAGGACCUGAAGGACGUGACACGGGAAACUCACUAUGAGAACUACAGAGCUCAGUGCAUCCAAAGCAUGACACGCAUGGUGGUGAAAGAGCGCAACCGCAACAAACUCACUAGAGAGAGUGGCACGGACUUCCCCAUUCCCACGGCUCCCAAUGUAACGGACACAGAGACAGAAAAACUGAUCCGCGAGAAAGAUGAAGAGCUGCGGCGGAUGCAGGAGAUGCUGCAGAAGAUCCAAGAGCAGAUGCACACCCAGAAGGAAGCCUAUUAACCCCUGCAUGUGCCAUUUACCUUUGCCACGGUGCCACUUUACUGCCUGACCUUCAUGCCUGGGACCUUACCAUCUGAUCAGACCCCUUUCUGCUCAGUGAAGCUACAAAACUAGUGCACAAAGCAUGCUCCAUAUCUAGGUCCACUUUGUCUCCAUAUGUGUGAAUCUAGUGGCUUUGGAGUUCCACUAGGUGUCAUUAAGUGCUGCAGGAAAAAGAAAAAAAAACAAAAAAACAUGCCCUUGUCUGGAGUCCACUAGCAUCAAAGUUGACGCAGACAAAGAAUUUGACACAAAAACAAACGUGUUGUAGUUUGUGAAACAGUUUGGCCUGCUUAUAGAGAACAGAAGAACAAAAUUUCUCGCUUUAGAAGAUUGCAAAAGAAAAAAAACGCUCCUUUUUGUGCAGUGUAGUAAAAUAACAAAGUCCAAAUGUCGUUGCUGUUACAGACACAAUAGUAACUGAACUAAAGAACCAGAUGAAACAAACGAACGUGUUAUUGUCUGGGAAUUUCAUAUAGUUUAUAAAACAUUUGUGCUCUCUUUACGUGCAAGCAAGCUUUUUUUUUUUUUUGGACAUCUUUUGAUGUCACUGUUCCAUUUCACUCUCAGAAAUAAACAUACCAAACUAUACUUUUCCUCUUUUCCUUGUUACUGGGUUGGUACCAUCGAAGGGACAUCUUUCGUUCCUAUAGUAUGUAUAUUUUGUCUGGAAAGGUGCAUGUGGAACAUUUUUAAUUAGCGUUUAGUGUGAAGGUACAUCACUGGUCCCUUAAGGUCCAAUGUAUCCUUAAAUUAUUUUAAAAUAUAAUCGUCGUAUUUCAAGGUGAAUGAUAUAUACUACAGGUACAGAUCUACCCUUGACGUUACCACCCCAGCAAAAUGGAAGAGUACAGUUUGGUACCUUUAUUUCCAAAAGAUAGACAAGAAAUAAAUUUGCUUGCACUCUAUUUGAGCCAAAAAUAUUGUACAUAUAAUUUUGUAAAACCUUUUGAAAUUCAUAUAGAACAACAAACUCAGCUGUUGCAUCAGUGUUUUUUUUUUUUUUUUUUUUUUUUUUUUUUUAAAGUUCAGUUACUGUUUUCUCUGUAACAGCAAAUACAUUUGAAUUUUGUUUUAAUAAAACAAAUCUGAGGAUAAUUUUUUUUUCCUGAGGGGCUAUAUUGGUGGGAGCGAAAGCUACAAGUGGCACCCUUUAAGUAACUUCGUUUAUACGCCAUUAUGCAUAUAUAAUUCUCUGGUUUAGCUCUUUAUCAUAGGAUAAAAACAACAAAUUAUUUAAAUGUUUUUUUUUCUACAUCGUGGUAUUUUAUUUGUACUAUUUUGUUAAAUGAAUGCAUUCGUCGUACUGUAUGUACAUGCUUUUGUUUGUAUGGCUACAAAAGAAACAAACGGUUUCUUUACAUAGGUCAACACUGUUUUAUUUUCUUAUGAGAGUAAUAAUAAUAAGUGAAGUACUGUAGAACAAUAUUUUUCUUAACAAAGCUGACAUAUUAUUGAUUUCUUUUUUUUUUUUUUUUUUUGGAAAAGAUGUUCCAAAAAUUUUUGCAUCAUUCCAUAAGUGCAGACUUUUAACUAACAAGUCAAAAGAGAAGACGCUUAGUGAUGUGCGUACAGAAGAAGCUAUCAAUAUAUAAAAUUGUCUUUAUCUUAAUGGUGUAAUAACAGAUGAAAUGAAGUUGCAAUACUUAUAUUUUUUUGUCGCUAAACAUUAUAUUUAACAAGACCGUGAUCAUGAAAAUGCCAACACCACAAAGUCUUUCAAUACAUACAAUACAACGAAAAACAAUAAUGAAUUUUUGAGUGAAAUUACAUAUAUACAAUGUGAUGUUUUCCAAGUUCGUAAAACAUAAAAUAAGCCUAAUGCGAAUAAACUAAAGAUAAAUACAGGGGCUGUUUUUUUUUUUUCUUAGGUCACCUUUUAAUUUCAAAUCAGCUUUACAAAGUUAGCCAAUAAGAAUUCAUUUCUAAUUUGGAUGAAAUAAUAAUAAUAAAAAUAAAAAAAAAACUGCUAUUAAAUGCUCUGACGUUACUGUCCAUUCUGGAAAUGAAUCACUUACUGGAAGUUGAAACUUCAGCCAUAUUUUAAUUAUAAAUAAAAACAUUUAGCCAGAAAUUAAUUAUAAAUAAAUAAAUAAUUCAGCCCUUGAAAAUGAUAACAAUGUUAAAAACAUAUCUAUUGGUACAUAUCAACUUCUUUAGAUACUGCCAUUUUUUUAAAUUAAGAAAUCCACUGUGAGAAACAUCAUAUAUUUACGAAAACAUUUAAUGGCCUUUUCUCAUGAUACUGCAAUUGUACCUUUAAUUUGAAAGAUUACAAACCCACUGUAUUUUUUUAAAUACUUGCUAUUUUUUUCCCUCAUUACUUUUGGAUAUUUUAAUAGGGUGUCUGAAUAUAUCAUGGGUUAUAUUCACCCAAGCCUUUACAUUUGUUAUAAAAUCUAGAGUGUUUAAAAAAUCUAGUUUAUAUGUAGUUACUCACCGUUUUUAGGUUGAGGCUCAUGAGUAGAGUCAGAACGGACAUUUUGUCUGAAGCUAUAUUAAGUUAAUUAUUUUGAUUUUGCCCCCAUGGUUUUUGUUACAUCUUCAUACUGUUUUGAGCAUUUUUUUUUAGGCCUCAGCAGUUGCUCUGGUGUUAUAAAGGGAACAAUAAUAUGUGGUUUUGGAUUCAGGUCUUUCUUUCUUUUUUUAUAUAUAUAUAUGUAUGAACAUCUUUCCUUAGGUUUCAUAAAUGCAUUAAAGAUAUUGUAUAAGGGUUAUUUGUGAAGACAAAAAUGACUAGAGCAUAUUCUUUAAAGUAAUAAAAAAAAAUCUCAUCUCA